Messenger RNA from Pararge aegeria (speckled wood butterfly), 1722 nucleotides. RefSeq names its product putative inorganic phosphate cotransporter. Gene Ontology annotation, molecular function: transmembrane transporter activity. The transcript is spliced from 8 exons. The coding region runs from base 72 to 1670 and encodes 532 amino acids. Gene Ontology annotation, biological process: transmembrane transport; monoatomic anion transport. The record is from RefSeq and is a predicted model, not a curated record. Lineage: Eukaryota; Metazoa; Arthropoda; Insecta; Lepidoptera; Nymphalidae.
UCGUGCCAAAGAAACUGAGCGUAGUGCUCGUUAUUUGUACUCAUAAUAUUUUUGUUAUAUCAACAUUCGGUAUGGUGAUUGGUGUUAACGUUGGGUUUGCUGGUUCUAGGGGCAGAUACGAAAUGUUGUCAGGAUGGCGGCUCGCUUUAUCAAAACUAUUCAUAAUACCACAAAGGUAUGUGUUCGCGAUAAUGGCGCUGUUGGCAGUUGCCAAUGCGUAUACGAUGCGUGUAUGCCUCAACUUGGCAAUCACGCAAAUGGUGAAGAAGACGGCUGCAGUUGAGGGCGACGCGAACUGGGAUCCCGAUGCAUGUCCAGAUCCCAGCAUUGUAACUAACGGGACUAUGAAACUGUCGGAUUAUUUUUUGAGGCAAACUGGCCCCGUUCUUUUUCAAUGGAGUGAAGCAACUCAAGGUCUUAUUUUAAGUUCGUUUUACUACGGCUACGUCAUAACACACAUUCCUGGGGGCAUGCUAGCUGAGCGGUACGGAGGGAAAUGGGUGCUUGGAGGUGGUUUGUUGUCAACAGCUGUUUGUACUUUCAUCACCCCGUAUGCUGUCAAAAAUGGUGGUGCGACUGCGUUAUUUAUUCUACGUGUCAUUGAAGGAUUUGGUGAGGGUCCAACUAUGCCGGCAUUAAUGGCAAUGGUGUCCAAAUGGGCACCAAGGUCUGAAAGGGCACGUAUGGGAGCCAUUGUUUUUGGCGGUGCCCAGAUUGGUAAUAUUGCUGGGUCGUAUUUCUCAGGCCUUAUUAUGCAUGCGGGCACAUGGGAAAACGUAUUUUACAUGUUCGGUGGUUUCGGUCUUGCAUGGUUUGCAUUUUGGUGUGUUCUUUGCUACAGUACACCCAACACGCAUCCUUAUAUAUCGGAUAAUGAAAAAAGGUUCCUGAAUGAAAAUGUUCAGGCAUUAAUACAUAGCGAGGCACAAAAGUUAGAUCCAGUACCAUGGAAAGCCUUGCUGAGAUCUGUUCCUCUUUGGUGCCUGAUUAUUGCUGGCAUUGGCCACGAUUGGGGCUACUUUACAAUGGUGACAGAUUUACCUAAAUACAUGACCGAUGUGUUGAAAUUCAACAUUAAGUCUGCAGGGUUACUCUCGGCCAUUCCUUACGUUGCUAUGUGGAUUGCUUCAUUCUUCUUUGGACUUGUUUGCGAUUUCUGUAUCAAGAGAAAUUAUCACAGUAUUCAAAAUGCAAGGAAGAUUUAUACUAGUAUAGCUGCAACUGGUCCAGGCAUCUGUAUUAUCCUUGCUUCGUAUUCGGGAUGUGACACAACAUUAGCAGUAUUUUGGUUUAUUGCUGCUAUGACUCUCAUGGGGGCGUACUACAGUGGCAUGAAGAUCAAUGCUCUUGACAUAACACCUAAUUAUGCUGGAACUACCACUGCAAUGGUGAAUGGUAUUGCUGCAAUUUCUGGGAUUAUUACGCCUUAUUUGAUUGGUCUACUUACUCCAAACUCGACCUUAAAAGAGUGGCGAGUAGCAUUUUGGGUGUGUCUUGCAGUUCUGGUUUUCACAAACAUCGUAUACCUCAUCUUUGCUAAGGGUGAACAGCUGUGGUGGGACGAUGUGAAAAGACAUGGCUACCCGGUGUCUUGGAAACACGGGCCGUUGCCAUUACGAACAAAUGACUCUGAAAAGGCUGAAAGUGAACAAAGGAAAGAAAAACAAUGACCUAACUAACUACUAUUAUUACGAGUAAAAUUAGCUUUAAGUUUAUAAUUUA